AUGAAUGCAGAUGCCCUCCACUGCAUUGUUGAAGUCUACGGGCCGAACCCUGUGCACAUUGAGCCUUUGCAGAAGCAGGUGACCAAGCUGUACGAACUCGUGGAGCAGGAGGCUGCCGAGGGAGCCUUCUACCAGGAGUCGUGGGAUCUUCGGAGGCUCAUUACCUUCGCCUGGAAACGCCAGUACGAUGCCGGUGUCCGCAACCUGUUUGCUUUGAUCCAGUCAAUCCGCCAAGCUCAAGAGAACCCAGAUGAACAGGAGGACGAGGAAUAUCAGGAAGAUGAGUGCGAGGACGAGGAGCCCGUGCCCGACGAGGCUGCUCCGGAAGAUGAUGAGGAAGCCUAUGAUCAGUGGGAUGAAGACGAGGAGGAGGAGCACAGGAAGGAGGCUGAUGAAGGCCAAGAGGAAGGGGAGGAGGAACAGGCGGAGGAUGAGAUGCCUCCCCCGCCCCCGAAGAAGCUUAGGAAGAUGAAAAGCAAAGCUCGCCUCCGCAAGGGUUUGUCGAAAGAGUCCUCCGAGGACCCAGUCACUCCCGCAAGCAAGCUUCCCAGGGCAUCGACUGAUGAAAGCUACCAGGAGGUCCCCACGGCUUCCAAGGAGGAAGAGCUGAAGCAGAUCAUGGACAAGAUCAAGACGCUGCAGAUGCAGAGAUCCCCGCAGAAAGCCACCGAAGGUGCCAAUGGCAAGGCCCCCGCUGAGAAGAAGCCGGAUGAGGAGGACACCCAGCAGAUGCCUGGAUCACCGCUUGCCCCACGGGCUUUGAGUUUCGCUGCCGAGGAGACGAAGGACGACGACAAGCGGCUCGCAGCCGACGACGCCGACGGUGAGCCUGAGUCCACCGGUGGCUUUGAGGAGGGGGAAGAGGAGCAAUCCGGAGAUUGGGAAAACGAUGAAGUGAUUGAGCCGGAAGGCGAGGAAGAGGGCGAAGAGGGCGACGAGGGCGACGAGGUGGAUCCGAGAAUGCAGGCGAAGCUUCGGCAGAAGAUCAAAGAUGAAAUGAAGCCACGUGGGAAAAAAGCUGCAGCCAUGAAGGGUGCAGCUAAGGCGAAGGCUAAAAGCAAGGCCAAAGCCGAGAAGGCCCCCAAGACCACCAAGGAUAAGAUUUGGGGGAAGAUGAGAAAGGGCGGCAAGCAGAGAGUGCCACCGAAGUUGUCGGAUGGCACUGUCUUGUCGCUGGGAUGCUCGUCUUGCCGCUUUGCCGAGCGAGGGUGUCCCACGUGCGAGAAGGCUACCUUCAGAGGGAAGAGGCGAUCGGAUGUCAGCCCUGAGACCAUUCGUAAGGCCAGGGCCACUUUGCAAAGCAAAGCGGCCAAAGCCGAGGAGUGA
Messenger RNA from Symbiodinium sp. CCMP2592, 1326 nucleotides. The record is from the annotation of a GenBank genome assembly. Lineage: Eukaryota; Dinophyceae; Suessiales; Symbiodiniaceae.